UUGUUCAAAUAAGUUGAAGAUGUACAAAUUUUCUUAUAAUGGAGAGAAAUUGCAACAUCUUUCUACUUGUUCUUGGCAGUCAACAUGUUUUGUUGUCAGUUGUUUUUACCGCAAUUUUGUUCAUCUCAUAAACCCAUUUGGGUUCCAGGUUUUUUAUUUUGUCUUCUUAUCCUUUCUAGGAUUUUGGGUUCUUAAGGAUUUAAAGCCAAGAACCGAGUUUAGGCCUAGGAACAUAGAUUUGUUUUUCACAUCCGUGUCUGCUAUCACAGUCUCAAGCAUGUCCACAGUCGAAAUGGAGGCCUUCUCUAACGCGCAAUUAAUUGUUAUGACCAUCUUGAUGUUCGUAGGGGGUGAAAUUUUCACUUCCAUGGUUGGACUUCAUUUAAAGAGGUCCAAGAUUAUAACAUGGAAUAGUGAAGGAAAAGGAACUACUGUUGAUCUCACCAAUUCCGUUGAUCAAAUUCAGUUAAGUAUAGAGCCAGUCCCAGACAAUAGAGCACACCCGCUCGAGCCUCAAAAUUAUGUCUCAUCACCAUAUUAUAACAUGCUUAACUACAAUUCAAUCAAAUUUUUGGGCUUCGUAGUUUUGGGUUAUCUUCUGGUAAUUCAAAUAUUAGGUGUUGCAUCUGUUUUAAUGUAUCUAGCCCUUUUUUCAAGUGCAAAAGAUAUACUAAGAAACAAGGGUAUCAAGGCAUUAACUUUUGCUGUCUUUACAGUAGUUUCAACCUUUGCUAGUUGUGGUUUUGUGCCCACAAAUGAAAACAUGAUAGUUUUUAGCAAGAAUUCAGGGCUUUUGUGGAUUCUUAUUCCCCAAGUCCUUCUUGGGAACACAUUAUUUCCAUCGUGUUUGAGAUUUUUUUUAUGGGUUUUGGGAAAGAAAAUCAAAAAGUCUGAGGCCAAAUACCUGUUGAAGAAUACAACAAAAGUCGGGUACCUCCAUUUGCUCCCCAGCCUGCAUUCAUCGCUCCUAGUAGCCACAGUGCUCGGGUUUAUUCUCACAGGGUUCUUACUAUUCUGCUCUCUGGAGUGGAAUUCAGAAGGUUUGGGUGGACUCAAUACUUAUCAGAAAGUCAUUGGCAUUCUCUUUGAAACAGUUAAUGCAAGGCACAGCGGUGAAACUAUUGUCGAUCUGUCAACAAUCGCACCAGCCAUUUUGGUGUUCUUCGUUGUUAUGAUGUACCUUCCACCAUAUACAUCAUUUCUACCAGUUAAGGGGGAUGAACAUAGCUCUCUUGAGCGUGAAGGGACAGAGAGAAGAAGAAAAUGGAUUGCUGAAAGUCUCAUAUUUUCACAGCUUUCUUAUCUCGUUAUCUUUAUUAUUCUCAUUUGUAUUACAGAAAGAAAGAGCAUAAAAGAAGAUCCCAUCAACUUCAGUGUGCUCAAUAUCGUAAUCGAAGUUAUAAGUGCUAAUGGAAAUGUGGGCUUCACAACUGGCUAUAGUUGUGAGCGUCAACUACGGCCUCAAGCAAAUUGUACGAACAAAUGGUAUGGAUUUUCCGGAAAAUGGAGUGAUGAGGGAAAAAUAAUUCUCAUUCUUGUCAUGUUUUCUGGAAGACUGAAAAAAUUCAAUAUGAAUGGAGGUAAAGCAUGGAAGCUCUUGUAAGUGAAAAAUGGCACAAAUUUUUGUACAAAUAGGCCAAAAAAAAUAAAAUAAAAAGUAUUAAUAAUACUUGGGUCAA
This is a messenger RNA of Olea europaea var. sylvestris, 1679 nucleotides long. Its product is annotated as sodium transporter HKT1-like. Gene Ontology annotation, biological process: transmembrane transport; monoatomic cation transport. The coding region runs from base 20 to 1603 and encodes 527 amino acids. The record is from RefSeq and is a predicted model, not a curated record. The transcript is spliced from 3 exons. Gene Ontology annotation, molecular function: monoatomic cation transmembrane transporter activity. NCBI's taxonomy places the organism in Eukaryota, Viridiplantae, Streptophyta, Magnoliopsida, Lamiales, Oleaceae. Gene Ontology annotation, cellular component: plasma membrane.